AAAAGGAUAGUGUUAUUGUCAAUUCAAGCUUUUUUUUGUGUUUGAAGUGUAUUUUUGUAAAUCACCAACAUGACUGUCAGCCUAGAAGAAUACUUUAGGACCACAUUUGAGGAUAAACUCCUCGUUAAAAUGCCAGAGCGUGAAGAUGACCAUCUCACACCGGCCACCAGAUUGUUGGAAAAGAGAAGGGAGAUGGCGGAAGUGGAGCAAGCUUUGGCAGCUCAAAAAGAGGAAUUUCAAAUGAAAAUGGAAAGUCUACAACAGAGACGUGAAGAACUAGAGAGAAAAGAAUAUCAACUGAAAGAAUCAUUGUUAAAAUUUGAUAAAUUCUUAAAGGAAAAUGAUUCGAAAAGAGCCAGAGCUGUAAAAAAGACAAAUGAUGAAAAAGAUCUGAGAAACCAGAAAGAUAAAGAAAUUUCAAGAUUAAAGGAUGAAACACAGAAUAUAGCAAAAGCUAAAGAUAAAUUGCAGAAGAAAUUAGAAGCAUAUACAAUAUAUCAUGUUUAUAUGGAGAAAUGUCUAGAAUCUGGUGAAGAGUUCCAUGAAAUGAGGGAUAUUAUAGCUAGAUAUGACACAUUAACUGCUACACAUCAGGAUUUGGUAGAAAGAGAACAGAAAAAUCAAGAUGUUAUAGAAAGUCAUAGACAAGAUUUAAUGAAGUAUAUAGAAUCUAAAGAUAAUGAAAUUCUCAGUCAAAAUAACCAGUUAUCAGGUUUACAAACACGUCUUGAUAAAGCACAAAGUGAAGCUGUCAAAUGGGAAUCAAAAUGGACGCACAUUAAAAAUACAGCGGCCAAGAAGACUCUGUUACUGGGUAGAAUCAAAAUGGCAACACACAAUUUACAUCAGUUAGUUAAGAAACAUCAAAAACAAACAGACCAAGUAGAGGAUACAUCCGAACAACUAAAUCAAAUUGAAGUAUUUGUAAAAGAUUUAGCACAGAUUACCUCAGAAAUCAAGAAAAUGGAUUCAACUGCAGGCUCAUAUGUUCCACCCUCAUCCAGUUAAUGGAAAAUCGUUUAAGUUUAUGAUGUUUCUGUAUAUAUAUGUUGUAUAUUUGUAUAUUUUUUGUAUAUAAUUGUACAAGCUGUACAUAUUUAUAUCUGUGAUACAUAUAUUAAAUCAAAAUAUUGGAUUAA
Lottia gigantea (owl limpet) is the source of this 1139-nucleotide messenger RNA. RefSeq lists its product as hypothetical. Lineage: Eukaryota; Metazoa; Mollusca; Gastropoda; Lottiidae. The record is from RefSeq and is a predicted model, not a curated record. The transcript has 8 exons. Bases 70 to 1008 code for a protein of 312 amino acids.